This is a messenger RNA of Aedes albopictus (Asian tiger mosquito), 1209 nucleotides long. RefSeq lists its product as uncharacterized. Gene Ontology annotation, molecular function: nucleic acid binding. Gene Ontology annotation, biological process: DNA integration. NCBI's taxonomy places the organism in Eukaryota, Metazoa, Arthropoda, Insecta, Diptera, Culicidae. The transcript has a single exon. Bases 1 to 1209 code for a protein of 402 amino acids. The record is from RefSeq and is a predicted model, not a curated record.
AUGCGUGUGGGUGGACGCUUGCAAAAUUCCGCGUACCCAUACGACGUCAAACACCCGGUCAUUCUCCCAGCCAACCACAAAGUGACCGAGUUACUUCUGCGAGACAUUCAUCUGCGUAAUCUCCAUGCGGGACCCAGUCUUCUAGCAGCGACAGUCAAUCAACAGUACUGGGUGGUAGGACUGCAGACCGCUGUCCGUCUUACUGUUCAAGGAUGUACUCGUUGCGUGCGACUCAAAGGGAAGACAGCGACACAACUCAUGGGAAGCCUGCCUGUGCCUCGGGUGACGGGAACUCGAGCUUUCACACACGUCGGCGUGGAUUAUGCCGGUCCACUGAAGGUUCAUGCAUCCUGCGUCCGCGGGGUGAAAACCACCAAGGGCUACAUCGUGGUGUUUGUGUGCAUGGCCACGAAGGCUGUGCACUUGGAGGUUGCCAGUGACCUCUCGACGAACACCUUCAUCUGUGCACUGAAGCGGUUCAUCUCCAGGCGAUCUCAUCCGAACGAUAUAUGGUCCGACUGCGGUACAAACUUUGUUGGUACGGACCACUGGUUGAAGGAGAUUCAAGGUGCAAGACAGACUCACAACGAAGCAGCAGGACGAUUUCUCUCCAACUUGGGAAUAAAGUGGGUGUUCAACCCGCCUUCAGCGCCUCAUCGCGGCGGCAUUUGGGAGGCGGCGGUGAAGAGCGCCAAGAAACAUCUGGUCGCAGUCUUGGGCUCCGAAGCAGCAACGUACGAAGAUCUCUCAACAGUUUUGGCGCAGGUGGAAGCAUGCCUUAACUCGCGACCACUGUGCCCACUUUCAACGAACCCAGACAGCUACGAAGCGUUGACCCCAGGACAUUUCCUGGUCGGACAGCCAAUCAACCUCAUCCCGGAGCCAGAUGUUCGACACAUUCCUAUGAAUCGUUUGGACAAAUGGCAACUUCUGCACAAGCACACGACCGAAAUCUGGAAACGUUGGCGCGAUGAAUAUGUGUCCAGCCUGCAACCUCGGAGCAAGUGGCGUACCACUGAGGCCAACGUGGAGAAGGAUCAGCUGGUGCUAGUCAAGAAUGACAAUGCCCCACCGGCUCACUGGGAGUUGGCGCGUAUUGUUCAGCUACACCCGGACUCGACAGGAGUCGUCCGGACAGUUACGUUGCGGCGUGGUCAAGCGGAGUACUCACGCCCCAUACAGAAGAUCUGCGUGCUACCGUCGGAUUGA